Molecule: messenger RNA, 990 nt
Organism: Plasmodium cynomolgi strain B
Lineage: Eukaryota; Apicomplexa; Aconoidasida; Haemosporida; Plasmodiidae
Exons: 2
Source: RefSeq, a predicted model, not a curated record
AUGGCAUUUUACCAGUCGGAAAAAAAAAACAGGCAAAGCAGUUCAGCCCAAAAUAUUGAGGAAGGAACCCAAAACUUAGGCAACCCCAAAGCGCGCAGAUCACAAGGCGGAGAGGAAGAAGGCCCAAGUGAAGUAUCAAACUCGUCUGGCAACACGUGUAGUGUCCCCCCUCAUGAAAAGUUAAGCGACAAGGUGGGAGACACACUGGGAGGCACACUGGGAGGCACUCUGGGAGGCGCACUGGGAGGCACUCUGGGAGACAGACGAGUCGACAAACCGCUCAACCUGUCGGGUCAUAAACCAGGAGAAAAGGCGCUUUCUCAGCUGCUAGUUAAUCCACCCGUCCAACCGCUAGCCCAACUGCCAGCCCAACCACCAACCCACCCAACCAUGAACUGCUACCAGAGCGAUGCCAAAAAAAACAACUACCUCAUGAGGCAGGCUGUAUUUUUCACGCCCAAAAAAAACUGCGUAAACGCAAGUAAUGAAAAAAAGGAAAUUGGGAAUAAAAUUGGCCAAAAUGGGAAUGACGAGAAUGCCUUGAAUAACACAUUGCACAACUAUGGUGCUUGGGUGGGAGGGUCUGAUCAGAGGAAAAUGGAGAGUUUUAAUGGGACCAUUUGGAAGGGCAAAGAUACUUUGUUGUCUUACAAUAGUGACAAACAUGGCGUAAACCAUAGCAGCGUAAAUUUGAGCACCGCGCCUGUGUCCUUCUCGCAUAGCUUUGGAACGGCGGAGAAUGCCGUCGCGGGGGGAGAGUACUCCCUUGCAGGGGGACACUACGCGGCGUGUGCAGGACAAUACGGCAGCGGCGUGGGGGAGUACACUGUUGGGGGCACGGAGUACGGGGGAGGAGGCGCGGGGGAGUACCCCAUCUGCAGUGCGAACAACUGCUGCAGCGUGAGUAGUAGCCUGACCCUGCAGGGGAACAACUUCAACACGCCCAGCAUAGGCAACAUGAACUUUCUCCAAAACGGAAGCACCCUGAGC